Messenger RNA from Schistosoma intercalatum, 5843 nucleotides. The record is from the annotation of a GenBank genome assembly. NCBI's taxonomy places the organism in Eukaryota, Metazoa, Platyhelminthes, Trematoda, Strigeidida, Schistosomatidae.
GUAGUCGGAUAGUCAGUGAGUAAGAGGGGGUAGAUAAAUUAAUUUUCGACAAUGGCUUUUGAUACGCCAAUAUUAUGACCUAAACUCGUCCCCUAUUACAAUUUCUAUUACACUAUAAUUAUUAGCUACUAUUUAGUUACAUUGAUAAAGAUCAACAUGAGAGAACGUUUAUAAUUUGGAAUUAAAUAAUAAUUUAACAGCUACAAGAAAAGAGAUUUAAAAACUUCAAUAGAGUAAAAUAGUUAUCUCCUUGAGAAAUUUAAAGGAAAUAUCAUUUCUCAUUGUAUUUGAUUAGAAUAUAACAAACAAACUAUUUCCCUUUUCUAUCUUUCAAUAUUCAUUACUAUUGUAAUACCAGUAUAUAAAUGAAUACAAUAUACAAUAACAAUAAAAUAUCUAGAAAAUAAUUAACAUUAUAAAUGAAUAUUUACACACCAGAAAAGUUUAGAAAAAGACAGAAGUAGAAAUAUCCUACUGUAACUAUUAAAAACAAACUAAUUUUCUCUCAGUUUUUGUUGUUGUAUUAUGAAUUAUACAUUUAAAAUACAAUUUAUUCAUCAUCAUUGAAUAAUAAUAGUAAUAAUCAAAGUUUAAGAAACCAGACAUUGAGUCAGAAUUGUAUCCACUUCUUCAUUUCGCCUCUACAAAUCUCUACAUUGAUAACAGACGAUGAAAAUUGUUGAUUUGGUGACAUUUGCUUUCUCUCGUAAAAAAGAUUCACAAGGAAACGCAUCAUAUUUCACAAUCACACCUUGAGUUUCGAUUCAAAAUGACAACAAAUCAAGAUAUUAUCAAAACAUCGUCACUAUUUUCUGAUAAAUCUAUGGGCCUAAAAGAAAGUCACAGAUAUAUUUUAUCAGCACUAAAUGAUCAUACACCUAUACGAUCAUUUGAUGGUAGUUUUUCUGUUAAUCGUAAUAAUGAGAAUCAAACAGGAUAUUUUACACAUUGGUCACCUAUUGAAGUUACAUUCUCUGAAUGUACAUCUCAAUGCAAUUCCAUUUAUACUGUCGAAUCAAAUAUACAUGAAGAUAUAGUCAAGAAAAUGAGUUUACCUAACAAUGUUACAGUUAACAAGACUGAUAAUCCUCUUGAUUAUUCCAUACAUUCCAAUUUUAUUGAUCAUCAAUGUUUAACAUCUACCAGUCCGAAAGUAACAGCUCAUCAGCAAUCAAAUUACAAUCGCAAUUCAUCACUCGAAUUUUCGAACAGCUUCAAAUUUAAUCAUAACAAUACAUCUUCCUUAAGGAAAUCAGAAUGCACUUCCCAACCAGUUGUAUGUUAUGCUACAAAUGAUGAAACUGAUGGCGGACGUUUAUCAAAACGAAAGUAUUCUAAAAACCAUUCUAGUGUUUCUAGGAAAUACACUGGAAAAUAUAUAAAAGCAGGAAUCAACAAGAUUACUGGCCUUAAUCAACCUAAUGUAAUCAGUAUUCCUAUCAGUAAUAAUAAUACACAUAUCAAUGACAGGUUUGAGGUUAUUCACGCUAAUACUAUUAAUCAUUCAUUAACACAUAAUUUACUAAAGGAGACAUAUUCUGUAAAUCAAAAUACUGUAAAUGAAGAUGGGAAUUCAAUAAAUGGUAAAAAAUCCAAAUUAGAUAAAAAUUGUCCCACAGUUGAAAAAAAUAGCGUCAACAAACAAACAAUAGAUAUGACUUUUUAUUCCACUCCCGAAGACAGCCCAUGGAACAAUGGCGAAGAUGAAAAAGGUAAAACUAACAGUGAUAAUCAAAACAAUGUGAAAAAUACUGUUGUUUCAACAGGAGCUUAUAAAUACUUAUCAUGGCGUGAAAAAGAUCGUAGACGAAGGUUUCGUGAAGAAUGGAAACAUUUAUGGCUUGUUAUACCACAUGGACUUCAUGAAGUUAUGUGCCUUAUUUGUCAUAAAGUUAUGACUCAAAGAAAAUUAGACACAAUAAAACGUCAUGUUGUUAGAAGACAUCCAGAAUUAUUAAAAAUGUAUGAUCAUGAUAAAAGAGAAUUAUUUAAUCAAUUAAUUAAACAAUCUAAUUUAAUAGAUCAUACAAACAUCAGUUCAAUCAUAAAUAAUCCAUGUAAAUUCAUACAAAAAUCCAAUGAUUCAUAUAAAUGUAAUUUGAAUAGAAAUUUACCAAAGACAAAAGAAUCUUCACAGAAACUUCUAUUCAAUACUUCUAAUCGGUUGAUGAAUCAAACAAGUAAUAGAAAUCUUUUUCUUAAAAAUAUGAAUCAAUUAAAUAAUAUUCCAUUAUGUUAUACACCAAAUUCACAAUCUGUAUACUAUAAGAGUAGUGAAGAUUCAGUUGAUGAACUUCAUGAGGUAGUCAAUUCAAAUGUUAAAAUGAAACAAUAUUUAUCUUCUGAUGAAAGUAAAUAUCUACCGAAAAUGUAUCAAGAGGUUAUAAACAGUUUUGAUUUCAAUCAUUUAUCAUCAGCAUUACCAGAAGAUUGGUUUAAUCUCUUAAAGAUUGCUGAAAGUCUAUUACCUAUUGUUAAAUCAUCAUCUGAUGGAUCAAUGGAUCCUCUUGAUUAUUCUAUACAUUCAAGUCAGCAUAAUCCUAUAGAAAUCAAUAUGCAAUUAUUAUCUUCUAAUAAUCAACCAGUAAAUACAUCAAUGAUUUCAACAGAAUCAUUAUUAUCUCCAAAUGUUCAAACUAUUAACUGCUCUUCGUUUCGUCCUUUCUCUUCUUCUUCUAAAUCAUCCAAUUUAAAUAUAAAUUAUAGAAAAUCAUUUACUCCAAUGACAUAUAAAUCAAUGGAGCCAAUGAAUUCAUUACCAUUAUCAUCGAUUGUACAAACAAAAUCCUUUUCUAAUAUUCAAAAUUUAGACAAAUCCUAUGGAUUUAUGGAAUCAACCUCUAAUUCAUAUGAAGACACCAUUAAAACCAGUAAUGAAAAUUUAGCUGCAGUUAACUGUAACGUAAACUUUUCCAGUAAAAAUAUUCACGUUCAAAAUGACUACGAGAUAAACGAUUAUGACAGCAGUCAAAUGGCCAAAGGAUAUUUAAAUUCACAGUUUCAUUUAACAACGGAAUAUAUGGAGCAUGAUCAUAUUGUUAAUGAACUAAAUCAACGUUUAAGAGUAUCUGUAAAUACAACAACAAGUCAUGCCAACCGUACGUCAACUGGAUUCGAUCCUACGUUUUCAAAAGUUCCUAAAAUUGACGAGGCUCAGUCAUUAAUGAUAGCCGCUUGGUAUUCAGCUCUUAUGAAUUCUACUAAAAAUACAAACCAACUAGUUAAUGACAAUGUAUCUCUAAAUGUACAUAAACCAAUAUGUAAUGAAUCUGUAGGUAUGGAGCAGCCCCUCACAUUUUCUUUCCCUUUCUCAAAUCCAAAACUCUGCAAUACUAGCCCACAUGUUCCCAAUACCUCCGAUGAAAUUAUUUCCUCUCGUUUAAAACAAAAGGAGAAGCUUAGUAAUUACCCAAGUAUAAUAGAUUCAUUACAAUUGCAUAAUCAGGAGGUGGAAUUACAAUCAUCGAAACAAGUGAAUCCAUCUCGUCAGUUAAAAUUGAAUUCAGAUUUAAAUAAAUUUACUAUCUCCUCUCUAUUGAAUACAGAACAACGUCAAAUAACAACUCCAGUAUCAAAAGCUGAACAGAAGAGUGAUAAUUCCUGUCCUAAUAUACUUAGUAACUUAGAAAUGUCUUCAUGUGAUAGCUCGACUGAUUCAUCAUCGCAGCUUGGCAAUAAGCAAAAAUAUGAUAAAUUUAAAUCUAUUCCCGAGUGUAUCUCAUGCAUUCUUUGUAUGAUUCAUGACAUGAAUGUAGGAAAUUCCUCUAGCAAUACAAAUUAUAAUAAGUCGUGCAGAUUAAAUGUUGACAUUCCGAGUAACAUAUAUGCAAAAGAAGCUGAGUCAUACAAAAGAAAACAUACUGCGUUCACCUGCCCUAAAAAUUUGCCAAGUUCAUUUUAUAAUUCUGUAGAAAUUCAAUCAAAAAUUAAUGCAUCUAACCAGUUUAACAAUGAUAAUUGUACUUCACAAAAUCAAAUACCAUUCAUACAUUUACUGGAUUCAAAUAAUCAACCCAUUCACGAAGUACAAACCUAUAUGAAAUGUUAUUAUGAUGAAUUGUUACGAAAUCAUUUCGAACAUAUUCAGAAAGAAAAUCAAUCCAGUGAAAAAGUGACAUCAUCAUAUUGUUGUAUACCAAUAAAUAAAGAAAACACUAUCUGUUUAAAUGGUAGUGAAGAUAUCUAGUUGAAUGAAUCCACUUAGUGUUUGGUGGUACAAAGAAAUACCUACAGCUAACUACAUGAAAACCUCUACGCAGCAACAAACAGUUCUUCAAUAGAUCAAGUUAUAUUACGUUGUAUGCAAUCGAAUACUGAAUAUCACAUUUUAAAAAACAAAAUUACUUAUCUGAUAACUCAUUUACGAUUGUUUACUAUGAAAGUAAACAGUAACCAGGGGGGGAAAAAGUAAUGUGAAAUAAUUGGGAGAGUUAUCACUAGAAUUAUGAAAUAUACUAAUAUGUGAUUUAUUUUCACUUAUACAAACAAAAAAUCGAUUAUAAUAUCCCAAAGUAACAAAUAUGUUCUAUUAUCAAAUAAAUUGUUGAUUCAUGAAUUCUGAUUUUUCCUAUACAAGAAUAGAGUUUUAUAAGUAAAUACUUAAUAUAUCUUUCAGUUAUAUUUGAGAUAUUUCUAUACAUUCUUGAUAGUAUUAUGCAUGAUUUAACAUGGAAUUGAUGUAACUAAAAGUUAUAGUUCUAAUGGAUUGUUUAUUAAAUGAUCAACACAGAAAUAUUUCCACAUGUUCUCAUUUAGUUUUCUUCCAUAACAACACGGUUCUUUCUUUUCUCUCUUCCCCCCCCUCUCUCUCUCUCGUUAUUUUCCUUAAUUGUUUGUUGUAAAUUAUAAUCUUAUCAUUAUAUUAUUACUAUUUAUUUUAUGAACAUUCCUUAAUUGUUAAAAUCAUUUAUUAAUUAUAAAUAGAAAUUAGUUGUUUCAGUUUAUCAGUAGUAGUAUUUUAUAUCUUUUCUUGUUAUUGAUUUUGUACAUGACUAUUUCCAUAGAAUAUUCUUGAUAUACUUCUUUAUUGGACUUUCUAUCUAAUGUUGUUGUUGUUGUUGUUGAAUAGUCUAAGUAUAAAAGUGAUAUGAUGCAUUGAACUAUAUGAAUUGUAUCGAAAGCGGUUUUUUGUGGAUAUUAUGGUAAUUUCCAUAGUUGAAAUCAUGAAUCAAUUGAAGCUAGAUCAUCAUGGAAAAUUUGAAAGCACUGGACGGCCAUUUCGUACUAUUGUGAAUACUGCUUUGUUAAGAACUAGUUUUAUCUAGGUAUUGUUCAAGAAAUGUUCUAACAUAACUUCAAACUCGUUGGAUCUGAACAGUUUCUUUCUUUUCUUCCUUACUUAUUUACACCUGUUACCCCUCGUCGAGGAGCAUAAGCGCACCCACCAGGAUUCUUCAUCUACUGAUGAUCCGAAUCUUUGACAAAACGGCCUUCCAGUGCUUCCAGGUUUUCGAUGGUGGUCUAGCUUCAAUUGACUCAUGAUCUCAGCUCUAUGAAAUGUGAUUAAAAUUGUUCAACAAAUCAAUAUCUUUCUUAACUAGUUUUCAUUUUUUUGAGUUGAAACAGUCUCAAUUCCUUUUUGUUAAUUGUAUUCGAAUUUGUAGAUUUAUGGAAAUGUAACUGUAUUUUUUUUAAUUAUCUUUCUUAACCUGAGAAAAGUAACACAAUAUUGUACAUUUUAUGUAUAGUAUACUAUACAUGGUGUUUUGUUUCUGCCAUUCUGUAAUGAAACAGAGUUGGCAACAAAAUUUGUUUUUAUCCACCAUUUUACUUAUCUUUUAUUCGUUUGAAAUUACUAUUAACUGAUCUAUUAUUUAAAGAGAUAUCAUGGUUUAUUUAGUGAA